AUGGUUUCCUUCUCGAAGCCCGCGGGUGCCCGGGCCGAGCGGCGACGUAUGCGAGGCAUGGGUCUUGCCGCCGUGGCCGGCUCCGCCUUGGUGCCGCUGAUGGACCGCUCCUUCGUGGUGGGCGGUCCCAGCCGAGCAGUCGCUCGGGCACCGGCCUCGAUGUCCCCAGAGGCGGCCUCCCUGGCCAUGGCAGAGCCGGAGGAGGAGGGCAGAAGCGGAGCCAGGAGCGCGGCGGUUGCGGCGGCUUCCGCGCUCGCCUUUCACCUCAGGUGGAUUUUCCCCAAGCGCUCCGCGCGCAAGAGCGAGAAGAAGGCGCUGGCCGCGGCCGUGGCGGGCGCGGGCGGCUGCGGCGGGGUCGGCGGGGUCUCGGCGAGCGGCUCCUUCUCCUCCGCCGGCUCCAGCUUCUUGGGCUCGACCAUGGCCGGCUCCGUGACGGCGGCGCCCAGGAGCAGCAGUGCCACGAGCUCCAUGACAAUGCUCUUUGAGAAGUUCAAUGAGAAGCGCUGCGUUCGGUGCUGGGGGCACAGGAGCUGA
Effrenium voratum is the source of this 534-nucleotide messenger RNA. The record is from the annotation of a GenBank genome assembly. NCBI's taxonomy places the organism in Eukaryota, Dinophyceae, Suessiales, Symbiodiniaceae.